Benincasa hispida (wax gourd) is the source of this 4021-nucleotide messenger RNA. Its product is annotated as phototropin-2-like. Gene Ontology annotation, molecular function: ATP binding; protein kinase activity. Gene Ontology annotation, biological process: protein phosphorylation. NCBI's taxonomy places the organism in Eukaryota, Viridiplantae, Streptophyta, Magnoliopsida, Cucurbitales, Cucurbitaceae. The record is from RefSeq and is a predicted model, not a curated record.
AAUAAAACAGAGAAAAUAAGAAGUAAAAUGCGAAAGGAUAGAAGAAGUAGCGAGGCGGUGGCCGUCUAAAGCUCAGUCGCCGCCGCUGCCGUCGAAGUCUCCACCUCAGUCUCCGCCUCCGUUGGAUGCGCCGCCGUCUGAAGCUCCGUGUUCGCCGUUCGCCACAACCCUCGUUCACUGAGGAGAAUGGCGCGCGAGGGGGAAGAAGAAUCGCUGCACAUAUUCACUGUUAGGGUUUUUCAAAAUACUAAAGGGCAGUUUGGACUUUUCAUAUACUCAUUUGUCCCAGACAAGACUCAUCAUUUUGAAAAAGCAUCUAAAAAGUCUUACCCAAAAAAAAAAAAAAGAAGAAAAAUCCUAUUUUUCCCAAUUUCCCAACGUUCGACCAUUUUCUUUUCAUGGAUCAAUGUUGUUUGGCCACUGAGAAGAUAGCUCCAAAAUUUCCCGGAAAAUGAGAGAACUCCGAAUUUGCACUUUCCCUUGUUUAUCUUUAUGUUAGACAGCGAUAGGCCAUCUGAAGCUUCAUGGAGUCUGGAAUUUGCCAUUGCCAUAUCAUAAUUCUAGGGCCCUGUUUCACUUUCAUGCGGUCUUCUUUGGAGCAGAUAUUUCUGUUCAUCAAUGAAAAAGAUGAACCGGACAAAUUUCAUUCUGUGAGAAAAUAUCAUACUGCUCUUUCAGCACCCUUUGAUUUUUCUUUUUCAACAAAAAUGUUUGUAUUAUCCAUUUUUUUUUCAUGUGGGUUUUAUCGAUAAUGAUGGAAAAUUCAUUGAAAUCACUGAAAAAUAGGUAUCCCAACUUGGCAGCUAGCAUUCAUACAUACCCAGAAAAGAAAAAACAGACUUUGGGAAUGUGAUGUAUUUUCUUAAAUUUUUAGGCUGCUUACUGUUCAUAUUAACUCUGAAUCUUCUUCUUCUUCUGCUUCCAACUUUGUUAAUUCGAGUGUGUAUUGCUGGUGUAUCGGGCAAAAUGAUGUUCAAAAAUAAAAAAAGUUCACUGUUAUGCAAAAUAUUCCCAUUGGAACUUCUUCCUUGCAGUACGUUUCGUACAUAUUCAAGAGAGAGAGAUCAGAAAAUGGAUGAGAAGAGAGAAACCAAAGAGCCAUCAAGCUAUAAUCUCUCAUCUUCUGCUCAUCAAAUCAGCCCUACAGAGAAGAGGACCCCAAUCGAAGUCUUUCAAGUGCCUGGAAGUUCUGGAGUUGGCCAUUCCAAGGGGGAGAGUGAUCCCACUCAUGAGCAGGAUGAGGCAAAAACAUCCCUCUCUUCCUUUCGUCCUGUUGCUAGCACGGAAGCAUCCAGAAAGUGGAUGGCAUUUGAAAGUGAAAGCUUCGAUAUAACAAAGACAUACACAAAGAACUUCAGUGGUAGCUUUAGGUCAUAUUCUACUAAACUGUUGGAAACAAACAUGACAAAAAGGACUGCAGAGGAGAACAAGAUUGACGGUUUAUCAUUGCUGCAACUGACGUAUGUUAUCUCAGAUGCAACAAAACCAGAUUACCCUAUCAUGUUUGCCAGCAAUAGGUUCUUGAUUAUGACUGGAUAUACAUUGGAGGAGGUCAUUGGAAGGAACUGUCGGUUUCUUCAAGGACCAGAGACGGAUAAGAAUGAAGUAGCCAAAAUAAGAGAUGCAAUCAGAAAGGGAAGUAGCUACUGUGGCAAGCUCUUGAACUACAAGAAGAAUGGUACUCCUUUCUGGAAUCUUCUCACAGUUGGGCCUGUCAAAGACUCCCAUGGAAACAUCAUCAAAUUUAUUGGAAUGCAGGUUGAGAUCCCAAAAAACACAGAAGGUAUGAAGAAGUCAUCAUAUUCAAAUAAAACAGUACUUGAUGAAAAAGAGAAAACCAUGAGGUCCACGUCCAUUAUAGAAGUCCAAGCUGAGAGGGAAAUUAGGUCCAUUGUAGAGGUCCAAGCUGUGAAAAGUCUAAGAUCUCAUAUUCAGUCAAAAAGGCAUGAUGCUGAUACAAAAAACGAAGAGCCAGAAACGACUGAUGUUGACUAUGCUCUGUACAAGGCUCUGGAUGAUGAGAAUAUCAGCACAGCUGAUAACCAAAAGGCUUGGUUCAAAGAAAGGACUCUAGGUUCUGCAGUAGAAUGUGAAGAAGAGACAGUGGUUGAGACAUCUGUUUUCAAGCCUAGGAAUGGUGAUCACGUUGCUAAAAGAGAAAGGGACACACGUCAAGGAAUUGAGUUGGCUACUACAUUGGAACGGAUUGAGAAGAUAUUUUUUAUCACAAACCCAAGACUUCCUGAUAAUCCUAUUAUAUUUGCAUCUCGUAGGUUUCUUGAUUCCACAGAAUACACGAGUGAAGAAGUUCUAGGGAGAAACUUAUGGUUUCUUCAGGGACCUGAAACAGAUCCAACAACUGUCUCAAAGAUAAACAAUGCAAUUGAAGAGCAGAGAGAAAUCACUCUCCAGAUAAUCAACUAUACAAAGAGUGGAAAAAAGUUCUUGAAUUUAUUCCACUUGCAACCCAUGUGUGAUCAAAAGAAGGGCGAGCUUCAAUAUUUCAUUGGUGUGCAACUUCAUCAAAAACCUUCGAGAGACCGGCUUUUAGAUCGGACGGAGCAUGAAAGUGCUAAGCUGGCCAAAGCUGUAGCCGAAAAUGUUGACAAGGCUGUCCGUGAACUUCCUGAUGCCAACUUGAAACCAAAGAACUUCUGGGAAAUCUACUGUCAGCCAGUCUUGCCAAGGCCUCACAAGAAGUGCACUCUUUCCUGGAUAGCCAUACAAAAGGUUACCAGUCAGGGUGAAAAGAUUGGACUCCAUCAUUUCAGGCCAAUAAAACCUCUGGGUUUUGGAGACAUUGGCAGUGUUCAUUUGGUAGAACUAAAAGGAACAGGUGAACUCUUUGCUAUGAAGGCUAUAGAAAAGUCGGCAAUAUUAAAUCGAAACAAGGUUCAUCGAGCAUGCAUGGAAAGGGAAAUCAUAUCACUUUUGGAUCAUCCUUUCAUGCCAACACUAUACUCUUCAUUUCAGUCGCGUACACACAUUUUUCUUAUUAUGGACUUCUGCCCCGGUGGAGAGUUGUUUACCUUUCUUGACAAGCAGCCAAUGAAAAUGUUUAAAGAGGAAGCUGCUAGGUUCUAUGCUGCAGAAGUUGUCAUUGCUUUGGAGUACCUUCACUGUUUAGGUAUUAUUUACAGAGACCUAAAACCCGAAAACAUUCUACUCCAGAAAGACGGUCAUAUCAUCCUCACUGAUUUCGAUUUAUCGUUUAAGACAUCUAACAUACAAACAAUAGAAUCUUCACCCCCGAGAAAGAGAACAUGUAGGCAUAAAUCACUGCCGACAUUCGUCAUCGAACCUAUGGUAGAACUGAAUUCAUUCAUUGGAACUGAAGAGUAUAUUGCCCCAGAAAUCAUCAAGGGAGCAGGCCAUAGUAGUUCUAUUGACUGGUGGACUCUAGGUAUCUUAUUGUAUGAAAUGCUCUAUGGUCGCACUCCCUUCAAAGGCAAAAACAGGAAGAAAACUUUUGCCAAUAUUUUGUUCAAGGACUUAACCUUCCCCCUAAGUAUUCGGGCAAGUCUUGCAGCAAAACAGCUGAUUGAUGCACUACUACAGAGAGACCCUGCACGUCGUCUAGGUUCAAGUAACGGUGCCGAUGAAAUCAAACGACAUCCAUUUUUUCGUCAAAUAAAUUGGCCUAAGAUUCGAACCAUGACACCACCACAGCCAGAAGUAGCCCUUCAAAUAAUUCAGAGUGAUCCAAAAGCUAAUGAUUUGAAGUGGGAAGAUGGAGUGCUCAGUCAUUCAAUGGGUGCUGAUAUUUUCUGAAGGAUCUCUAUCUCAGCAGAAAAAUUGCAUUUUAAAAAGCAUGGGUGUGAAGAAAAGAGAGGAUCAUUGACCUCCUAGAGUAAGGAGACAUUUAGCUUUGUUUAUAUAUGUGUGAUAGAAUACCAUUCAGAAGCAUUCAGCCUAUAAAUAGAUGUGUAUAAAUGCUUUUGAGUAGAAUAUUAAACAAUAAAUCCAUUUUUAUCAUGAUUAAGAAGUCUCAAAGAAAUCCCAAGUGGUGCCUUUAUGGUAA